UUAUUCCUCUCAGUCCGCCUUUCUUCCCGCUACUUUCACGGAGCUGUCCAAACAGUAUGGUGACGUCAUGACCAUAUGGACGGGCCAGGGUCCUGCCAUCGUCCUCUCUGGGUACGAGACUAUCCGGAACGCCCUGGUCAAGAGAGCUGAAGAUUUCUCCAGUCGCAAACUACCGCCAACAAUGGCAGAUAUACGUGGAGAUGAAACGACAAAAAAUGCAGCUAAAGGUGUCCUGCAUGCUGCCUAUGGACCGCACUGGAAACACCAGCGCAAAUUCGCCCUGAUGACUCUCCGGGACUUCGGCUUCGGCAAGCGGAGUUUGGAGGGAAAAGUCAACGAAGAAGGCAACGCGCUUGUCCAGGAAAUUCUAUCGCAUAACGGACAACCAUUCGAUCUAAAAAUCAUGAUGCAAAACGCUGUCAGUAACAUUAUUUGUUCGAUUGUCUUUGGGGGCAGAUUUGAAUACGGCGACCCUGAAUUCCGACGACUGAUUCACCUGUUGAACGCGGUAGUUGAAACAAAGCCUUCUUUCAUGGACAGGCUUGGAAACAUACUCCCCGUGUUUCGGUACCUCCGUUUUAGAGGAAACUCUAUACAAGAAAAAGGGACAAAAAUGUUAGUGACUCUCCAAGAGUUCUGCCGUGAACAGAUAGAGAAGCACAGGCAGACCUUUGACCCAAACGACAUCCGGGACUUUAUAGACGCCUUUCUCCUAGAGCAGCAGCGGGCUCCGGAGGAAAAAGCUCGGGAGAACUUCACCGACAAGGAGCUGCAAGAGGUGCUGAUAGACUUGUUCUUGGCCGGUACUGAGACCACCGCCACCACCACUCGCUGGGCCCUGCUGUACAUGAUGCUCAACCCAGACAUCCAGGAAAAGGUUCAUCAGGAGAUAGACUCGGUGCUAGGGCAGAGCGCGCCGUCCUACGCACAACGGAACCAGCUGCCCUACACAGCAGCGACCCUAGCGGAAGUCCAGCGAAUUAAAGCCAUCGUGCCGCUCAGUGUUCCACACGCAGCGUCCAGGGACACCACCCUGAAUGGCUACAACAUCCCCCAGGAAGCUACGAUUUUUAUCAACCUGUGGUCCGUGCACAUGGACCCUCAGCUGUUCCCGGAUCCGAACACCUUCCAACCCGAACGUUUCCUGGAUCAGGACGGAAACUUCGUCAAACACGAGGCGGUCAUCCCGUUUGGUAUCGGCCACCGGGUAUGUCUUGGUGAACAGCUAGCCAAGAUGGAGCUCUUCAUGCUGUUCGUCUCCCUGAUGCAGCGUUUCACGUUCCACCUGCCAGAGGGCGCACCUGAGCCGUCCAUGGUGGGAACGUAUGGCAGGACUAUCAAUGUGCCUGUUCCGUUUGAAUUGUGUGCAGUUGCACGUGGUUAACUUGAACAGAAAUUUUGAUGAAAUACAAGCAGGAUUAUAAUAUAUAAUAAGCUCUUUUUGGGUUCAAAGUUUGAUUAGGAAACCUUGUGAAUGUGCAGUCUGUUUUCAAGAUCAUAACUUGGUUAAGUGAUGGGAUCAAAGAAACAGAAACACAAAUUUGAUAUUUCACCAUCUGUAAUGCUACACUGUAUAAACGUAUAUUGCUUCUUAUGUAAUACCGAUACUAAUGAUUAGCUUACUCCAUUUUCAUAUUAUAUCAAAGGAUUAUGUUAGCCCUUAUUGUUAUGUUAACUAAUAUACUAAGAUUUACUCUAUACCUCCAUUUUGUACUUGUGUACUUGUAAUGUGCAAUGCCAUUCAUUGUACCGUGUACAAUUGUCCUGCAAUUAAGUUGUAACGAGUUUAUAUGCACCGAUACCCAGUAAAAAUGUAUUGGUAGAUAUCUGUAAU
Messenger RNA from Branchiostoma floridae (Florida lancelet), 1834 nucleotides. Its product is annotated as cytochrome P450 2U1-like. Gene Ontology annotation, cellular component: intracellular membrane-bounded organelle; cytoplasm. NCBI's taxonomy places the organism in Eukaryota, Metazoa, Chordata, Leptocardii, Amphioxiformes, Branchiostomatidae. Gene Ontology annotation, molecular function: oxidoreductase activity, acting on paired donors, with incorporation or reduction of molecular oxygen, reduced flavin or flavoprotein as one donor, and incorporation of one atom of oxygen; iron ion binding; heme binding. The coding region runs from base 68 to 1384 and encodes 438 amino acids. The record is from RefSeq and is a predicted model, not a curated record. The transcript is spliced from 6 exons. Gene Ontology annotation, biological process: xenobiotic metabolic process.